AAUGCCCGCUGAAACCCUGAUAUAAUGGUGGGCAAAGCUGAGUGCUUCGGGCUAAUAUAUGAGAAGCAGUUGUACUGAGCGUUACUGUAUAGAAACGCUGGUUAUCAGGCGGCGGGGAGAAGAAACAUUGCUCUUUAUUUACUCAAAUUAUAUCCUACGGAGCGGGACUCAAUUCUGCCUCGGACUGCCCGUGUGCAGGGACAGCUUGGAAAACACUGACGCCCGAUAAGGUCCCCUUUUAAAAUCCUGGCUGCUCUUUUUUUGCCCCUUUGUAUAUUUUUUACACCUGUGCGAAAGUGAACAUGCCGUGGUUUUGUGCAGCCCGGAUAACGCUAUUGCUGUGGAUUUUCAGCCGCAUCAGCAGCACCAAUGCAGCGCCCUCGCCAUCCCAGAAGUGUGACGAGGCCCUGGCCACACCCCUUCCCCACGCCGCCUUCUCCAGCUCCUCUGUGUUCUCCAGUGGUUACGCCGCGGGAUACGCCAAACUGAACCAGAGAGGGGGUGCUGGUGGAUGGUCUCCUUUGGACAGCGAUCAUUACCAGUGGCUACAGGUGGACCUGGGCAGCAGAAAACAAGUGACGGCCAUUGCGACACAAGGCAGAUACAGCAGCUCUGAUUGGACGACGCGAUACAGGCUCCUGUACAGCGACACCGGGAGGAACUGGAAGCCAUACCACCAAGACGGAAACAUUUGGGCAUUUGCAGGGAACUCGAACACGGAGAGCGUGAUCCGUCACGACUUACAACAUGCCAUCGUAGCUCGGUACCUGCGAAUUAUUCCUUUGGACUGGAGUGGAGAGGGCCGCAUUGGGCUGAGGAUGGAAAUCUAUGGCUGUCCCUAUUGGGCGGACGUGAUAAACUUCGACGGCCAGGGUGUGAUCUCGUAUCGUUUUAAAAUGAAGAAGAUGAAGAUCUUGAAGGAUGUCAUCACCUUGAAGUUUAAGACCUCGGAGAGCGAGGGGGUGAUCCUGCAUGGGGAGGGACAGCAGGGCGACUACAUCACCCUGGAGCUGAAGAAAGCUAGGCUGGUUCUACAGAUAAACCUAGGCAGCAAUCAAUAUGGCUCCAUACUGGGCCACACAUCAGUGACCAGUGGAAGCUUACUGGAUGACCACCACUGGCACUCGGUGGUCAUCGAACGCUACAGACGGAACGUCAACUUCACCCUGGACCGACACACGCAGCACUUCCGCACCAAUGGAGAGUUUGACUACCUUGACCUGGACUACGAGCUGAGCUUUGGUGGCAUGCCAUCCUCCGGAAAACCGAGCACAGGGAGCAGGAAAAACUUCCGAGGCUGCAUGGAGAGCAUUAGCUACAAUGGUGAUAACAUCACUGACUUGGCAAGAAGGAAGAAGCUAGACACUUCGAGUUUUCGUAACCUGAGCUUCUCCUGCAUCGAGUCCCACACGUCACCGGUGUUCUUCAACGCCACCAGCUACUUGCAGCUCCCAGGGAGAAGCGGCCAUGACACGGUGUCUGUCAGCCUCCAGUUCCGCACCUGGAACCCCAGCGGGCUGCUGCUGUUUGGCAUACUGGCCGACGGUGCUGUGGAGAUGGGCCUGAAAGAGGGCAGAGUCAGCGUCAGCAUCGACGUCACGAGCGGGAAGAGCACGCGCAUUGAUAUAUCGGCAGGAUCAGGACUGCAUGAUGGACAAUGGCAUGAUGUUAGCUUCCUGGCCAAGGAGAACUUUGCCAUGUUGACAAUUGACGGUGACGAGGCUUCAGCGGUGAGGACCAACACCCCCAUUCAAAUCAAGACGGGAGGCUCCUACUACUUUGGAGGUUACUUUCAGCGGACCAGCUCGCCUCCAGCUCAGCGCUCCUUCCAGGGCUGCAUGCAGCUGAUUCACGUGGAUGACCAGCUGGCCGACCUGCAUGCGGUCGAACAAGGCAUGCUGGGAGCAUUCGAGAAUGUCAGCCUGGACAUGUGCGCCAUCAUCGACAGGUGCAUGCCAAACCACUGUGAGCAUGGGGGCAGGUGUACGCAGACCUGGGACAGUUUCAGCUGUAGCUGUGAUGGAACGGGGUACUUUGGAGCCACCUGCCAUACCUCAAUCUAUGAGCAGUCAUGUGAGGCAUACAAGCACCUGGGUAAGACUUCAGACACCUACUGGAUUGACCCUGACGGAAGUGGGCCCCUCAGUCCCUUCAGAGUAAACUGCAACAUGACAGAGGACAAGGUGUGGACGACUGUGACAAACAGUCUGCCCCCGCAGACGUCUGUGAUGGGCUCGAGUCGGGAGAGGCGCACCGUCCUGCAGCUGAACUACAGUGCCUCCAUGGAGCAGGUCUCCGCCAUUACCGGCAGCGCUGAAUACUGCGAGCAGCACGUGGGAUACAGCUGCCGCAUGUCACGCCUGCUCAACACGCCAGAGGGGACGCCAUACACAUGGUGGGUGGGGAAAGGCAACGAGAAGCACUUCUACUGGGGUGGCUCGGGGCCCGGCAUCCAGAAGUGUGUCUGCGGGAUCGAGCGCAACUGCACCGACCCCAAGUACUUCUGCAACUGCGACGCAGACCAGAAGCAGUGGAGAGAAGAUUCUGGACUCCUGGUGUAUAAAGAGCAUUUACCAGUCAACCAGGUGGCCAUCGGCGAUACAAACCGACCAGGCUCUGAGGCAAAGCUAACUGUUGGUCCUUUACGUUGUCAAGGAGACAGCAGUUACUGGAAUGCAGCGUCGUUCAACACUCCAUCCUCCUACCUACACUUCUCCACCUUCCAAGGAGAGACCAGUGCUGACAUCUCAUUCUACUUCAAGACCUCUGCUCCAUACGGUGUCUUCUUGGAGAACCUGGGCAACACCGACUUCAUCCGCCUCGAGCUGAAGUCCCAUAAUAUGGUGUCCUUCUCCUUCGAUGUGGGCAAUGGGCCGGUGGAGCUGAAUGUCCAGUCACCCACCCCCCUCAAUGAUGACCAGUGGCACCGGGUCAGCGCCGAGCGCAAUGUGAAGGAGGCUGUGUUGCAGCUGGACCAGCAGUACAGGGAGGUGCGUCUGGCACCGCCUCAGGGACACACCCGCUUGGAGCUCUACAGCCAGCUCUACGUGGGUGCCGCCGGUGGUCAGCGCGGCUUCCUCGGUUGCAUCCGCUCGCUGAAGAUGAACGGAGUGACGCUCGACCUGGAAGAGAGGGCCAGGGUCACACCCGGGGUGAAGCCCGGCUGCUCUGGCCACUGCACCAGCUACGGGAUCUACUGCCAGAACGGCGGCAAGUGUGUGGAGAAGUACAACGGCUAUGCGUGCGACUGCACCUCCACGGCCUAUGACGGGCCCUUCUGCACUAAAGAUAUUGGUGGUUUCUUCGAGGCAGGAACCCUAAUCAAGUAUAGUUUGGACUCUGACACCACCGCCUCAUCCAAGGACUUGAUGGGUCUAUCUCAGAAUAUGGCCACAGAGACCAACUGGACACGAGAGGAUCUCUCCUUCAGCUUCAGCACUUCCAGUGCCCCCAGCAUACUCGUCUACAUCAGCUCCAGGAUGCAAGACUACAUGGCUGUGGUGCUGCGUCACAAUGGGACUCUUGAGAUCCGUUACGACUUGGGCAGCCUGAGGGAGCCGUUCACCAUCGAUGUGGACCAGCGCAACCUAGCCAAUGGGCAGCCCCACACCGUCAACAUCUCGAGGGUGGGGAGAAGCAUCCAGCUGCAGGUGGACCAUUACCCUCCAGUCAGCUACCGCCUCCCUGACGCGUCAGACACGCAGUUUAACCUCGCCAAGACUCUCUUCCUUGGCAAAGUUUUCGAAACUGGUCACAUCGACCCCGUUCUGAUCGAGAGGUAUAACACGCCAGGCUUUGUGGGCUGUUUUUCACGGGUGCAGUUCAACGACAUUGCCCCCCUGAAAGCUGCCCUGAGGUCACGAAUUACCGCCCCCGUCUCCGUUCAAGGGAAGCUGGUGGAAUCUAACUGCGGGGCCUCCCCUCUCACCAUCCCACCAAUGUCUGCCGCCACAGACCCCUGGCGCCUGGACUCAGCUGGUGCUGACUUCCCAUUCAAUGAGGAACGGGUUAUUCCCGAUGGAGUGAACAGGAAUUCUGCAAUAAUUGGAGGUGUCAUCGCCGUGGUGAUCUUCACAAUCCUCUGCACGCUGGUGUUCCUGAUCCGCUACAUGUUCCGUCACAAAGGCACCUACCACACCAAUGAGGCGAAGGGGGCAGAGACCGCGGACAACGCCGAUGCCGCCAUCAUGGGCCAUGACCCCACUUUCACGGAGACCAUAGACGAGAGCAAGAAGGAGUGGUUCAUCUAAGAGGACAAUGAGAGAGAGAGAGAGAGAGAGAGAGAGAAGAACGUGUACAUAGGCCGGGGGGGCAGGGGUGGGCUUCAAAAACUCUGCACACUUUCCAAUCAGCUUCUGAAGAUUGGGACGAGCGGAAAAUUUGAGGAAUGCUGAGUUUUCCCUAUUGAGCGACUUUGUAUUGUGGCCGGCCUAUCUUUAAUUUUACGGCGUGUUUGGGAGUCUGAGGUGUCAUAUCAGUAUUCGUGUCACAUUGUAAGCACAUCCAGUCGCCACCGGAUGGAUCUGCAGUGCUCUAUUAUUCAUUUCACACCUAAGCAUCUUAGAUACACAUCGCACAUUUGCUUUCUUCCAGAAGCUUCCGAGUGAGUUUUCAGUACAGAGAACAGUACAGUAAGAGGUUUUCCAGCAGGGAGAUGCUGAAUAUUUUUAUUUUGCAAAUGAUACAUGUGGAAAAUAGAGAUUUAUAGCACAUACAGGACUACAUUUUAUUCGUAUAGAUACUGGUCAGUUCUGAAAGGUAAAUAUGGUUGCUUGGUUCAAGGUGGUGUUGAACUGUCAUUAGGUUCAUCCAGCAAACAUCACUGAUUCUGUCUUCGGAGAAAAAUCCUUUUCCUAUAGAUGGUGCACUUUUUAUUUGCCAAAAAUAGUUUUUUAAGAUGUUUUUUUAUUUAUGUGAAAGUGUCGUUCUUUAGACUUUUUGCGAUGUUUACACAACUAGAGAAACUGUGUACCAAGUUCCACAGUCACACAUGAACCAAGAAAGUGGACAAGUUCAGUACCUAGCAGGUUUAAUUGGCAUAAUCCACCCUGCUUUGGAAUUCAGCCACUUAGACCUUUCUGUGGUUUAACACCAUACAAGUAUAAGGGGUUCAGAGAAGUUAAAGACAAAAAGGGCCCAGUGUUUUAUAUAGGACAUGUGAGAGUCAUUUAUUAAUGGAAAUGUUCUCCCUUCUGAUACCGAUCUAUCAGAAUUUGACAAGUUCAAUUUUUAUUUAUUCAAAGAAGUGUUUCUUUGUAUUGUCUGCCUAUAUUUACUUUACACAUUUGCGUUAUACUCAGUUUCAUUGUGUCUGUGGACCAUCUGCAUGAAUUUUACCACCCUAGUUAUUUCUCUUGUUGUUGGAUAAACGAGUGGCUCCAUACCUGAAAAUCUAGAUCUCCUUGAAUUUGGCCAGAACCUCAAGUUCUGACAGUAAGAAUGUUGUAGACAAAACUGGUGUAAUAUAUCUCAGCAGACGCUGUACAAGUGAAGAUUGGAGAGAAAUUGAGCUUAGAGGCCUCACAUUAUUGUUUUAUUUUAUUCCAUCAUCUAAAUUAACUUAGCCGUCUAAGAGGUACAUGAAAUAUUUGCCAUUCCAAAGUUCCAGUUCCAGAAUUUACCAAAACUUGAGUAAAAUGUGGAUAUUAAUUAGCAUCACUGUGACACUACAAACCCAUCCUGUCUUGCAUGCCAUACCUGUAAGGAGGUCCAUCCCCACCCGCAUAUUUCCCUGUCAUUCCCGGGAACACCCUCAAAGCUCUCAGUGCUCAUGGACCUGUGCUAUUGAAAAGUGGAUGUGUUUUCAAGUCAAUUGCAAUGGAUGGGCAUGGUAGCAUGGGAUAGCAAGGCAAAAUGACUAUUGCAGCACGUAUCAUUAGCAGUCAAUAAAUGUUUUCAU
Molecule: messenger RNA, 5899 nt
Organism: Brienomyrus brachyistius
Lineage: Eukaryota; Metazoa; Chordata; Actinopteri; Osteoglossiformes; Mormyridae
Gene: cntnap2a
Product: contactin associated protein 2a
Exons: 24
Coding region: 303-4250 (1315 amino acids)
Source: RefSeq, a predicted model, not a curated record